ACGUCGUACUGUGUCCGAUAGUGACCAUCCUCACCCCCAUUCUUCGACAUUGCUUAACUAUCGCCGCUCACUACUCGACUUUAUUUGCCCCAGUUAUCGGCGCAGGCCAUGUCUUCAUCACCAAAACCCUCAGCUCUGGUAAUAAAUUUCCCCAAUUCCCCAAUUCCGAAGAAUCCACUUGGAGAGGGACGGUACAUCAAGACUGCUGCUGCUCUCAUCAUUGGAGAUGAACGAUGUCCAUUUCUGUGUUCCGCGAAGUGCACUCGCGCAAAAUGGCGCCAACAUAAGAACCAAAAUACAAAUCCAUAUUUGAUCAAGAACUCGAUAUAUGACGCAGAACCUUGUUAACUUAGAAUUCCUGGAGACACGGCCUCAACAACUAAAACCAGGGGGCUUCA
Molecule: messenger RNA, 398 nt
Organism: Suillus clintonianus
Lineage: Eukaryota; Fungi; Basidiomycota; Agaricomycetes; Boletales; Suillaceae
Exons: 3
Coding region: 109-348 (79 amino acids)
Source: RefSeq, a predicted model, not a curated record